Triplophysa dalaica is the source of this 2121-nucleotide messenger RNA. It is a transcript of the gene pth3r, whose product is annotated as parathyroid hormone 3 receptor. Gene Ontology annotation, biological process: adenylate cyclase-modulating G protein-coupled receptor signaling pathway; cell surface receptor signaling pathway. Bases 98 to 1747 code for a protein of 549 amino acids. NCBI's taxonomy places the organism in Eukaryota, Metazoa, Chordata, Actinopteri, Cypriniformes, Nemacheilidae. Gene Ontology annotation, molecular function: G protein-coupled peptide receptor activity; peptide hormone binding. The record is from RefSeq and is a predicted model, not a curated record. Gene Ontology annotation, cellular component: plasma membrane. The transcript is spliced from 13 exons.
UCUUUGAUGAGACCACCGUGUCCUAAGAAGAGCUUUAGAAAGUGAAGCUCUCUGCUGAUCUGAAGUUCUGGAGAAGGUCAGAGGUCUUGGGUUAAGCAUGUUGUCAGUGGAGGUAUCUGUGGCUUUCAUGCUGUGCAGUGUGCUGAUGAAAGCCAGGGCUCUGAUUGAUUCUGAUGAUGUCAUCACCAGAGAUGAACAGAUCUUUCUUCUGAUUGGUGCACGGGCAAGGUGUGAGAAAAGCAUCCAUGCUCAGCAAGAUCAGCUAAUCGGAGAGGAUUGCUGUGUUCCUGAGUGGGAUGGGAUCAUUUGCUGGCCCAAAGGAAAACCCAGUCAGCUUGUUACAGUUCUGUGUCCCGAGUACAUCUACGACUUUAACCACAGAGGACAUGCGUAUCGCCAUUGUGAUGCCUCUGGCAAAUGGGAACAGGUGCCCACUCUAAACCGGACUUGGGCCAACUAUACAGAAUGUACUACUUACCUACACACCAACCAUAGCGAUCAGGAGGUGGUCUUUGAGCGUCUUUACCUGAUGUACACUAUUGGAUACUCUAUAUCACUGACAGCGUUACUGGUGGCUGUCUUUAUUCUCUCCUAUUUCACGCGUCUUCACUGCACCCGUAACUACAUCCACAUCCACCUCUUCACCUCAUUCAUAUGCCGAGCAGUUAGUAUAUUUGUGAAAGAUGCUGUUUUGUAUACCAUAACAGACGAGGCCAAACUGGAAGAUGGGGCAGUAGGACGGCCCUACAUGGUGGGCUGCAAGGUUGCGGUGACGUUUUUCCUGUAUCUCUUGGCUACCAAUCAUUAUUGGAUCCUGGUGGAGGGCCUGUACCUGCACAGCUUAAUCUUCAUGGCUUUCCUGUCUGAUAAGAACUGUCUGUGGGCUUUGACAAUCAUCGGCUGGGGGAUACCUGCUGUGUUCGUAUCCAUAUGGGUCAGUGCUCGGGCGUCUUUGGCAGACACACAGUGCUGGGAUAUUAGUGCGGGCAACCUGAAGUGGAUUUAUCAAGUACCAAUCCUGGCAGCUAUCAUAGUAAACUUCUUCCUCUUCCUCAAUAUCAUCAGGGUUUUGGCAUCUAAAUUGUGGGAAACAAACACAGGAAAACUGGACCCUCGUCAGCAAUACAGGAAGCUGCUGAAGUCAACCCUGGUGCUGAUGCCACUGUUCGGAGUUCAUUAUAUGUUGUUUAUGGCCCUUCCAUACACUGACGUCACAGGUCUUCUGUGGAAGAUUCAGAUGCAUUACGAAAUGUUGUUCAACUCUUCACAGGGUUUCUUCGUAGCCUUUAUUUACUGCUUCUGCAAUGGAGAGGUGCAGGCUGAAGUUAAGAAGGCGUGGCUGAGGCGCAGUCUCACAUCAGAUCUAAAGCAGAAGGCUCGUGUCACCAGCAGCGCGGGGGGUGGGAGCGGCUACUAUGGGGGCAUGAUGUCACACACCACAACACAAAGUGUUUGCCUUAGUGUCAGCGGUACUAAAAGUCUGCCCCUGGGGACCAUGGGGUGUAGAGGACAAUCCCAUCUGCACACUUCACCAAACUUACCCGGCUUUGUGCUCAGUAACACAGAGACUCUGUUUUUACCAGUGCAGCAGAAUGAGCUGCUCCUGAGGCAGGAUGAUAGAAAUGCGAUGUGCGGUCAGACAUGCAGGAAAGUAAGGGAAACUGACCAUGAUCUUGAGCCAUCUUUUGUAGCAGAUGAGGAAUAUUCUGGGUCUUUAUCUUGGAAAGAGGUGGAAACAAUGCUUUGACUCUUGGACUUCUGUGUAAAUAAGAAAACUGCCAGCUCGGAAAGCAGGGAAGCUCACAUCAAUGUCUGUCCAAUUUCUUUAAAUACCUUACUGUAGAUAGGCUACAGACAUUAAAAAUAAAAAGCAUGGAAAUAAUUUCCCAGCUCAUUAAGAACUUUGUGUUUUCCAUAGCUUUGAUGUCAUCAGAUUUCUCUGGAUUUGAGGACAUUACAUCUUCCACUAUGGACUAGCCCUUGUGGCAAAUCUGAACCUGCAUGGUCCCUUAAUGAGACAUACAGUAUAGGCCACUGCAAAUAUUUAUCCUUUUGCUGUACCACACAUUCCUGAUAAACAUUUGAAUGGAAUAGUUCAACGAAAAAUGAAAAUAACCUACA